AUGACCAAACCAGAGCCAUUGAGUUUCGAUUCCGCCCUUGCCCAUCUCUGCUCGGAUGAGUGGGCACCAAGUGGCACCCACGUCGCGACUCGCCACAGCGAUGAAGUACUUCGAGCACUUCUCCCCGCCUCGCGCACCGAUGCAGGACGCGCUACACUAGGCGCUGCACCUCGCGCCAUUGAGCACCUAGUGUGCAUCUUCAAGGACCCGCUGAUAUUCCACGAGCAGAACGGCGAGCUUGCUAUCAGAGUUUUGCGCAACGUAUGCGCCCGGUCCGUCGCUAAUCAAGGACGCACGGCGCAGUACGGAGCGCAUGACCUGGUCCUAGAUUGCAUCGCCAAGCGUUUCGACUUCUGCGACAACGAGGCAGCUGCUGGGGAUCAUACCGCGCUGCGCAGAGUGGAAGACGAUGGCCUUGAGGAUCAUGGUCGCAUGCGCCUGCCGUUUUUUGGCUUCGCCGUCGAGUUUCUGGUCAACUUCGUUACGUGCAACGUGGACAACGCCGAGCUGGUGUGGAGGAAGGCCUUCCCAGGCAUAUUGGGCAAGCUCCUGGAAUGUGAUAACCACGCUGCGGCAUCUGCAGCGGCCGCGUUAGUACACAACUGCAUUGCCAUCGUCCCGGACCGUAUGAAAGACAUUGUCAAAAUUUGGUCAAAUCCAGGUGACGGAAAUCAAUCGCUUACCCGCUCUCUCGUUGCCCAGAUGAAAAACUCAGAAGAAAAUGGCAAGCAGCAUGAAAAGUUUAUGUGGUCUUUCAUGAUUAUUCGUCGUUUAAUCGGUGCCUCAUUUUUGGAGAAUUCCUUUGAAGCCCUGGGCCCCUCACUCGACAGAAUCGCUUCAUCGUCAACUGGAUUUUCGGAGCAUCAGGAAACAUUCCUGCAAAUAUUAGAGGCUGCGGCAAGUAAGUCAGCAGAAGUUCCGAAUGAGACGGAGGAUGACACCGCCGAACUUGUUAUCCCCGAAAACAGCCUUGCUUUCUUCGCAGAGUUGUUCGAGGCCGCCAUGUUAAAAUCGCAUGCUGAAAUUCUCAGAACGACUGGAAGCAUCAUUGGAUCCGUCAUCAUAGUUUCCGAGGACUCUGCAAAACUUGAUGUGUUGAGAAUGCGCUCUGUCAAAGUUGCGAUCAGUGUAUUGCACGCAAUAUCAGGUGGCGAAGGCAAUGUCGGAACUUCUGCGACCAGUCUGGGUGGCGAGGAGUUGGCUAGAAUAGACAACGCUGUGGUGUUGAGCGGUUUGAGGGGAAUUAUGGUUCGUACUAUUGCCAUAUGCUGCGAUAUGUCGAAAGCGGCACAGGAUUCGGUACGCAAGUUGCAAGGGAUCCCCCCAGUGUUGAGUGCCCUUUCCUACGAAAAAGAUUCGUCCAAAAAUCCGUUCCUGCGAGAAUGGGCAAUUCUUGCAGUACGAAAUUUGACCCUCGGGAACAAAGAAAAUGCUCAAGAGAUCUCAGGUUAUGAACUGGCUGGUGUACAAAAUGAUUCAGAACUUCUCCACAAAACUGGUCUUGAGGCGUACAUGGACGAGAAAACGGGAAGGCCAAAACUGCGAGUAAAACGCACUCCCGCAUAG
Messenger RNA from Chondrus crispus (carragheen), 1566 nucleotides. RefSeq lists its product as hypothetical. Lineage: Eukaryota; Rhodophyta; Florideophyceae; Gigartinales; Gigartinaceae. The transcript has a single exon. The record is from RefSeq and is a predicted model, not a curated record. The coding region runs from base 1 to 1566 and encodes 521 amino acids. Gene Ontology annotation, cellular component: cytosol.